Messenger RNA from Morone saxatilis (striped sea-bass), 1367 nucleotides. RefSeq names its product family with sequence similarity 43 member A (gene fam43a). Lineage: Eukaryota; Metazoa; Chordata; Actinopteri; Moronidae. Bases 118 to 1158 code for a protein of 346 amino acids. The transcript is spliced from 2 exons. The record is from RefSeq and is a predicted model, not a curated record.
AGACUGUAUUCAGCCUUACACAGAGAGAAGACCGGGGACACUACAAUGGACAAGAGCACUUUAGAGGAUGACCAGAUGAAUAGACUUUGUUGCUGUUGACUGCAAACAGCCCUUAAAAUGCUGCCUUGGAAGAAGAAUAAGUUCGACCUGAUUGAGGAAGACAAGCAGUCCAAGCAGAAGGGCUAUGCAGUGAGUCUCAACUACUCUGCGCUCACCUCCUUCGCCAAGUCCUGCCCCGAGAGCGCACUCAACCGGGUGGGCAGCAUGUUCAAGUCAAAGAGGAAAAAGGUGAAAAUCACCAGCGAGGACCCCACGUACACGGUGCUCUACCUGGGGAAUGCCACCACCAUCCAGUCCAAAGGGGACGGCUGCACGGACGUGGCGGUGAGCAAGAUCUGGGGCAAAAGCGACAUGGGCAAGAACGGCACCAAAAUGAGGCUGACCAUCAGCUCGCAGGGCAUCCGGAUGGUGCAUGUGGACGACAAGGCCAGGAGGCCGGGACACUUGUACUUGUUGCACCGGAUAACCUACUGCGUCGCGGACCCGAGGCUACCCAAGAUUUUCGCCUGGAUAUACAGGCACGAAAUGAAGCACAAGGCGGUGAUGCUGCGCUGCCACGCAGUGCUGGUGUCCAAGCCGGAGAAGGCAAAAGCCAUGGCGCUGCUGCUGUACCAGACCUCGGCCACGGCCCUGGCUGAGUUCAAAAGACUAAAACGGAGGGACGAUGCCAGGCACCAGCAGCAGCAGCUCAUAGGGGAACAAACCAUCCCGUUGGUCCCCCUCAGGAAGCUGCUGAACGGACAGUGUUACUACAAACCCCCGGUGGAGCGCAGCCGGAGCGCGCCCAAGCUGGGCUCUAUCACAGAGGACUUGGUUGGGGAGGAGGAGGAGGAGAAAGCGACGCACUUUGAGUGUGAGGACAUUCUGGACACGGACGAUGAUUGUGUGGCCAACGGCAAACAGGAGUUGACUCAGAUUAUUAAUGACUUGGGAGAGAUGAGCAUAGGAAACGACGUGCAGACUCUGAAAGCUGAUCUCAGAGUCACCAGACUUCUCUCUGGAGAGAGCACGGGCAGCGAGUCCUCCAUAGAGAGCAACCAGGAGCCCCCUCCGCUCACUAAUGGGUUUGAAGAGGUAAAGGUGCAGGAAAUUGCCUGAAUAAAUGUAGGCAUUUCUGGGCGCCUCUGACGCAUUGUUUUGUUGUCUCCACAAGAAACAUUUCCUUUGUCGUCAACCUUGUGUUGAAGAGUGUUUUGUCUAAUCGGUGCCUCCAUGACUAAAUGAUAUGACCCAGAAAAAAAAAAUCCCUCUAAGGUUUUGGGACAACAAUUAGGUCACUGAAUGAUAUUUUAAGAUUGUGAAAAAAA